CGUUUAUGAGCAAGUCGUGUUCGCUGGUCGUGGUGUUGGGAAAUGGUAUGGCCGAGGGAUCGCAGCUCGUUCCCUCACCAUCGAGUGUGUAGUGAUUGGUGGUAAUUUCUAAUCGAAACUGUGAGAAAAUAUGUACUUGGCGAUUAUUUCUUGAGUGGCAAAAGAGAGUAGAAAACAUCCACUAAAGACAAAGCGUACUGUCUCAAAUGAACCACAACUUGCGGCUCUCAGCGGGUAAACUAGAUGGCAAACGUACCAAAGACAUGAUGUCGUCAUCUAGUUUAUCAGGUACGUCUCAGCUUUCAAGCAGCAGCGAUGAAGGUCUGGAACCGCUCGUGCACAAGUCUCACAAUAUCAUCAAAAAGUCUGAAAGCACAACGAAAGACAAAGAUAACAACGAAUGGUUGCUAAACGGACCUGGAGGAAGCAAGCCGCCGGUACUGCGAUUCAAAUGCUCCGCGUUAGCCACACCACCAGAGGAUCCACCAGGGAAACAAUUGCAUAUGACCUACAAGAUCUUUCAAACUGAUACGAAACUUAUCAGUUUACUACUCCAAUCACAUGGCCUUGCCGAGGUUUCUAUGAAUGAACAAAAUUUCAACAUUUUAUGGAUGGGCAAUCAUCCAAAGCCAGAUGUUCUGCGUAAUCUGACACCGCACCAGAAAGUCAAUCACUUUCCAAGAUCUUACGAAAUCACGCGCAAGGACCGUCUUUAUAAAAAUAUUGAGGCAAUGCAGAGGAGCAAAGGUGCAAAGAACUUAGAUUUCAUCCCACAAACCUUUCUGUUGCCGAGCGAAUCGAGGGAGUUAUUGACCGCACACUUCAGAUAUCGCGGCCCUUGGAUUGUGAAGCCGAAAGCAAGUUCUCGUGGCCGCGGUAUUUACAUUGUUAACAGUCCAGAAAAAAUUAUCAUCGACGAAUCAGUUAUUGUUGCUCAGUACAUAAACAACCCGCUUUUAGUUGAUGGGCAUAAAUGUGAUUUGCGGCUGUAUGUCGCUGUGACAAAUUACGAUCCACUUUUGAUAUACCUUUAUGAAGAAGGACUAGUCAGGUUUGCCACUGUCAAGUAUGAUGGUGGACAUCAAUAUGUGUGGAAUCCAUGCAUGCAUCUUUGCAACUAUAGUAUCAACAAAUUCCACGUAGAUUACAUCAAGAGUGAAGAUCCAGAUGCCGAAGAUGUUGGUCACAAAUGGACACUCUCAGCAUUGUUACGGCAUCUUCGAUCCAUGGGACAAGACACAGAGCUAUUGAUGCAGAGAAUAGAGGAUGUCAUUGUGAAAUCUAUUUUAGCCACUGCAUCUGGAAUUGUCAGCGGCGUAAAGCAGUUCGUCAAACAUCCAGAUACAUGUUUCGAAUUAUUUGGGUUUGAUAUCUUAAUUGACGACACCUUGAAACCUUGGCUACUUGAGGUCAACCUCACUCCGUCUCUAGGUUGUGAUUCCCCAUUGGAUGUGAGGCUGAAAUCUGCAUUAAUGGCAGAUUUACUCACUCUCGUAGGCGUUGCUGCUGUUGAUCCGAUAUUGAGACCACAUAGUAACAACCAUCGAUCUAUUACGAAUCCUUCUAAAAAGAUGACCAGUUACAGAAGAGUUCAUUCGGCUGAAAUGCUCAUGCAGAAGAAGAAAAAUGUAGCCAAAAAUAGUUUAAACAAAUCUGGUCUCACAGCCGAACAACAAAGAAUAGUUGCAUCUGCUCGAGCACAGUUUGAACGGAGAGGUGGUUUUGUUCGUAUCUUCCCUAGUCCAAAAUCGUGGGAAAUCUAUUCUCAAUAUCUCGAUUCUGUCACAGGAAUACCAGUAGUAACAGACCCCUUGGGACCGGGAAGGAUGCAACAGCAGGUUAAUACCAACUAUAAUUUAAUGCUACACGAACAAUUGUUCCCAGCUGCAAGCAGAACUACUGGAUUUAUCAUUCCUGAAGUGACACUGGAUAGACUUUCAAGGUAUGAGAGAUAUGAGAGAGCUUUGGUGAAAGGCCAUAAACAGAGCUUGGAUCGCGGUGACAGCAAAGAAAACUUAGACGUGGAUACACACAAGUACAAAGCACAAGUGAUGAAGCUUAUGGAGGAUGGAAAUAAACUCAGCUCAGGUGAAGCAAGAAAGGCUUUUGGAUUGUACUUGGGAUGUAUUCUACGAAAAAUUUCUCAACCAAGUGCGGACUCAGCCUGUUCUGAACUAGUCAUGAAAUUUCUCCAGCAAUCAGCCAGUAACUUACGCACACCCUUCUUAUUCACUUUGCCAAGCAGUAAACUAGGUGACAAAGAUCGUGCAGCCAUAACAGCAAAACAGUUAUCUGACUUCUUACAUCUAUACAACAGAGAAACAGAUUUAUAUGCAGACACAGUGGAUCGCCCGCGAACCGUGCCUAAUAGAUUAUUUCAAAAAUUCCUCGCAACUGCUAGUGAAGAAGAUCUGGAUGAUGUACUAAUACUGCAAACACGACUGUAUAACUGCGCACACAGCUUUCUGGGCAGGAGUGGUUUUGCGGGAAGCCUUCGUGGACCUAAUCUACUAGGUUCUUUACCUCACAUCACAUCACGGGUACAUUCUAAUGCAGCUGGCACCGAGCAGUGUAAAUGUAACCAGCCUAUUAAUAAACUAAGUAAGCCUCCACGCUAAUGAAUGCUAGUGUUAUCUGUCUUCUACGUUCAUAUUCUUCUAGGUCAAUUUUUAAAAUUAUUAGACAUAUUUAUUGUAUUAUCGAUAUCCGUAUAAUGCGGCUCAAAACAAGCACAGUGCGUUAAA
Diprion similis is the source of this 2744-nucleotide messenger RNA. RefSeq names its product tubulin polyglutamylase TTLL5 (gene TTLL5). Gene Ontology annotation, molecular function: tubulin binding; tubulin-glutamic acid ligase activity. Bases 207 to 2618 code for a protein of 803 amino acids. The transcript is spliced from 15 exons. NCBI's taxonomy places the organism in Eukaryota, Metazoa, Arthropoda, Insecta, Hymenoptera, Diprionidae. Gene Ontology annotation, biological process: protein polyglutamylation; microtubule cytoskeleton organization. Gene Ontology annotation, cellular component: cilium. The record is from RefSeq and is a predicted model, not a curated record.